CGUCAUUGGCACAUAUAGGCCGAUGAGACUCACCUCGAAACCCCAUUUCGCCUCCAACUCGUCCAGCUCGGCCUUGGUCCACUCCUUGCCGUCAUCGCCGUGGCUGCCGCAGCCCGCGGCCAGUAGGGCCGACGAGCAGCCCAGCAGUAGCGAUGCCAACCUCAUGACGUCGUUUGUAUAAGAUCUAUCCGUAUGGUUCCACGCGAUGAUCGUCGUCAGGCGUGGGGUCAAUAUCACGGAAGUGCUGUGCAAAAUUUGGCGAGAGAUAGAGGUGGAAAGAGAAGUCAGCGGCUUGGGCUAGGAAUCGUUACCAGAGAAGCGGCGUGUGACGACUUUUUUAAGAAGAAACAGCAAGCCGGGCCAAGCACUCCGGAGACCGGAAAGCGCAAAGAACGUCGACCGGGCCGGGCCAGUCCAGACUACUGCGUGCCCUUGCGAUUGAGGGUCCUGAACCGCUUCCCAAACCAUGUCCUUCGGGGCUCUCCCGACCUCCCCUUUGAGGACUCUAUUUGCCUGGCCGCGCCUGUCAUUGGCCACAGCCCCGUCUCCUUGUCAAGUGGCUUUACGUACGUGUACACAGUUAUCGGAUGUCAUCAAGCUUCUGGGGGGCGCCUACGGAGAACGUCCGGCGGGGGAGUGGACGGCCACAGAGUCCAAUCGAUAACGGUUGACGGGUUAUCGUCCAAGGAAAGCAAGCCCCACCGAUGCCGGCACACUGAGUAAGGAAUGAAUUGUCAUCGAGUGCAUGAGCACUAUUUCCCGCCAGGGUAUCGAUGAUAUUUGGGGAAGGGGAGACUCGAAUCGGCGGAAACGU
Molecule: messenger RNA, 814 nt
Organism: Colletotrichum navitas
Lineage: Eukaryota; Fungi; Ascomycota; Sordariomycetes; Glomerellales; Glomerellaceae
Exons: 1
Coding region: 193-723 (176 amino acids)
Source: RefSeq, a predicted model, not a curated record